Molecule: messenger RNA, 1492 nt
Organism: Dioscorea cayenensis subsp. rotundata (Guinea yam)
Lineage: Eukaryota; Viridiplantae; Streptophyta; Magnoliopsida; Dioscoreales; Dioscoreaceae
Product: 26S proteasome regulatory subunit RPN13
Exons: 13
Coding region: 263-1231 (322 amino acids)
Biological process (GO): ubiquitin-dependent protein catabolic process
Cellular component (GO): nucleus; proteasome regulatory particle, lid subcomplex; cytoplasm
Molecular function (GO): proteasome binding; ubiquitin binding; endopeptidase activator activity
Source: RefSeq, a predicted model, not a curated record
UUCAUCUCUUGCUUUAUCUUUAGUCUAUUUCUCCGAAAAUUUGUCGAUUUACUUGCAAAGCAGAGAUCUUUAGCUGUCUUCUUCCCUCCCUUCCGAUUGUUUUUUCAUCCUAGUUAUUUGUUUUUUAAUUUUUGAUUUUCUAAUAUUUUUAGGAAGUUUGGUUGAUUCUCUUUGCGGAGUGUUGUUGUCACAAGUUCUUGAAUUUUUCUUUUCUUUUGGUUUUUAUAAAAAUUUUAGGUUUGGAGCUGCUUGAUUGCCUGCUAUGGAUGACCAUGCGCCGUUACAGGAAGUCAUGGUUGAAUUUCGGGCAGGAAAAAUGAAUAUUGAGGGGACACGUGUGACUCCAGAUACCCGCAAAGGUCUUGUUCGCAUAGGGAAGGGUGAUGAAGGAUUAACUCAUUUCCAAUGGUUUGAUCGGGGCCUGAAUAAAGUGGAGGAGGAUCAAAUCAUUUUUCCUGAUGAAGCUAUCUUUGAGAAGGUCUCACAAUCUUCUGAAAGAGUAUACGUCUUGAAGUUUAGCACAGAUAAUAGGAAAUUCUUCUUUUGGAUGCAGGAACCCAAAUCAGAUGGAGACUCACAAAUAUGUAGCUCGGUCAAUUCCUGUAUCAAUCGACCUAUAGAUAUGCUUGGUGAAGAUAAUGCUGAAGCUUCAACUCAUCUUCAAAUGUCUGAGAUGUCGGAAGAGACUGGAGAAGAUGAUCUUUCUUCUAGAGCUGGAAACUUGGUGGAUCAAAGCAUGGGUACUGAAUUGGCUGGUGAGGUUACUUCUUCAGCAGGGCCUGUGCAAUUGGCAGAUCUGCAAAGAAUAUUGAGAAGCAUUCAGCCAGCAGCUGUUGUCGAAGAUCCAGAUGGAGGGAUAGGAUUAGGAGAUAUAUUGAAACCUGAUCUGGUGAUGCCCUUAAUUGAGACUCUGCCACUGGAACAAACAUUGGCGGCAUACCUGCCUGAGGGCUCAUGGUCAACUGACGAUCUCAUGGAACUUUUACAAAGCCCGCCAUUUAGGCAACAAGUGGACUCAUUUUCUCACGUGCUCCGAACAGGACAGAUAGACUUGUCACAGUUUGGAAUUGAUCCAAGUAAAUAUAAGUUUUCGGUGCUAUCCUUUCUCGAGGCCUUGGAAGAUUCAGUGGCGAAAACGUCAGAAUCUGGAGGAGGUGAGUCUAGGCAAGGAGAGAAUAAUGAUCCUGAAUCUCGGAGACACGGCGGUGGGGACGCGAUGGAUGAAAGUUGAUGCUUUUGGCAACUAUUGGAAAAUUUAGGUUGCUGGGUAAAAUUUGAGCUGGUGGAGUUAGUAAGAAGUGAAAUGGAAAAGUGGAAUUGAAACAAUCUGUCACAGAAUUGAUCAAGAACUAUUCACUAUUUUCUAUUCAUUAGUCUUCUCUGGUGUGUUAUAGUAUUUGUUUCCAUGGCUGAAAAUGACAGAAUUUAAUUUGCAUGUUUGUUUGUCUUGGCACAUCAAAUGCUCAGUCUUGGAGUCUUAGUUUUGGUUGUA